Aplosporella prunicola CBS 121167 is the source of this 916-nucleotide messenger RNA. RefSeq lists its product as uncharacterized. The record is from RefSeq and is a predicted model, not a curated record. The coding region runs from base 212 to 718 and encodes 168 amino acids. Lineage: Eukaryota; Fungi; Ascomycota; Dothideomycetes; Botryosphaeriales; Aplosporellaceae. The transcript has a single exon.
AGCGGAUGAUCUCAGGCGACGCCGCAAUAGCUUAGAGACCCGAUGUUGAGAUCAUGUCUAAACAGGCCAUAACCGGCUUGGGCAAGAUCUCCAGACCGAGGCGCGAAGGAAGGAAAACACGGCAAGUCUAUUUGAAAUCUAGAGCCGAGCCGUUGCGCCUCGACAUCUGAGGCUGCGAAUUAAAUGUUCAUGUGGAGCCGGGCUCGACCAUAUGGGAUAUGCAUAUCUCGUACUGUGCAGACUUAACUCCCUACCGGUGAUCCAAAAGGCUGGCUGCUGCAGUGCUGCAGUUGGGCAUCUGGCAUGGCGAUUGGGCAUGCUUCUCAUCUUGCUGUUUUGCUUCUGCCAGCGGAUACCCACUGAGCCGGGCCCAGGAAGCUUCGAACAGGGAAGAUUUUUCUUCUCUUGCAGCAGUCUUCGAACCUGCUCAGUCUCGGAACCCUGCUUUACGGCAAGGACGAACACGGUGGACGCGAGCUGCAUGCAUCGAAUGACCAGCUCGAGCUCGCCCAGUGCAUUUGCCACGACGUUGAGCAGACGUGAAUACAGCACCAUCGCCCCAACACAGCCCAUGGUUGGUGUGGAGGUCCCGCAAGGGUACGUUUCUGUGUCACCGCGGCCCCAUCGUUACCCGAAAGGGUUAAUUUCCCGAUGGAGUCGCCAAUCGUCGUGCGUUCCGGUCCGUGGUCGUGCCCUCCCAUGGUGGCUUGCACGCUAACGACGGAACUGAAUGCGAUGCAUCCGUCAGCCACUUUGCUAUUCUCGGACUUGCGAGUAUCGUCCGUUCUGCCGUCCGAUGAGUCCACGGAAAUUGGGCUCCCUCAUCUGUGCAUGGGGUUGCUUUUUCGAGACCCCCUGUCUUCGAUGCAUCUUCCGCGCUACCCGGCAGUUGCAGAGUGGCACGACGUCCGCUGGC